AUGAAGAUGACCGUAUCUGUGGCCACUGUGCUGUUCCUGAUGACUGUUUCUGUGUCUGUAAGGAAGAGCAGUGGUCAGACUCUGCCCCUGGACAUGGCCAACAACUCUGUGGAUGACUCCUUUGAGGGCUGUAAGGCUGACAUGUAUAAGUUAGUGGAAUCAAAGUACACUGAACAGGAAAAAAAUCAUACUCCUGGUUUCUCGGCUGCCUGGCAAAAUGCACUUAGUAACUGCAACAAAGAUGGACUCAACAUAAACCAGUCUGCCGCCAUAUACAUGUAUACACAAGACCGUUUAUAUAAUUCAGAUUGCUCGCAUGUGGUGUUCAACAAAGCUUGCCGUGAAGAAAAAGCAGCGUACAAGUCAGGUGACUUUAAGUUUUACACGUUGUAUUUCUUUCUGACUGAAGCCGUUCAGCAACUCAAAAAACAACUAAGUCAAAGGUUUUGGUGUGCAACCUCAUAUCGCAGAACCAGACUCACAAUUAACAACGUGGCUGUCAAUCAAAAAAUUCGAUUUGGUUCUUUCACUUCCAGCUCUUUGACAAACAAGUUGAUAAAUUUUGGUGAAGAGUCCUGUUUCAAAAUUAAGACUUGUUACGGAGCUAAACUGAAAAAAUACUCAGCUGUGCCACAUGAACAAGAGGUGCUAAUUCCUCCAUACGAGGUCUUUCGCAUCACAGCCAUUAAAAAAAGAGAUCAGAAGAAUAAACUGUGGUGUAAGGUGGUUUAUGAACUCAAAAGUGCUGGUAAGAGAAGUGAUCUUAAAUGCCAGCACCUGCUAAAGAGUCUGGAGAGAGAAAUUCAAAAUAGCCUCCCUCCAAAAAGAAAUACAAAUCCCAGGCCAUUUAAAACUUGUUUUUGGCCUUUUGUUUUGGUUCUUUGGGUUUAA
Colossoma macropomum (tambaqui) is the source of this 891-nucleotide messenger RNA. Its product is annotated as NAD(P)(+)--arginine ADP-ribosyltransferase 2-like. Gene Ontology annotation, molecular function: NAD+ poly-ADP-ribosyltransferase activity; NAD+-protein-arginine ADP-ribosyltransferase activity. Lineage: Eukaryota; Metazoa; Chordata; Actinopteri; Characiformes; Serrasalmidae. The record is from RefSeq and is a predicted model, not a curated record. The transcript has 3 exons. The coding region runs from base 1 to 891 and encodes 296 amino acids.